Messenger RNA from Cucumis sativus (cucumber), 1761 nucleotides. Its product is annotated as F-box protein At2g26160. Bases 144 to 1508 code for a protein of 454 amino acids. The record is from RefSeq and is a predicted model, not a curated record. The transcript has 2 exons. Lineage: Eukaryota; Viridiplantae; Streptophyta; Magnoliopsida; Cucurbitales; Cucurbitaceae. Gene Ontology annotation, molecular function: protein binding.
ACAUUAUAAAUUUAUCUUUUUUUAAAAAAAAAACAAAAACAAAAACAUAGAGAACUCAAUUUAUGGAUACUAUAUCCCAAUUUCCCAUUUAUGAAUCUGUAUUUAUUUGUUAAAGAAAGAAAAAGGAAUUAGUUAAUUUAUUUAUGUAUUGUGAUAAUGAGGAGGAUUGUGUCCACACAACACUGACGUCAAAGUCAAUUUCCUUCCACCAAUUAAAAAUGGACGACGCCGGAGUCCCCUGGUCGGAACUCCCCCCGGAGAUCUGGCCAGCUGUUGGAAAACACCUCCACAACUACAUCGACGUCCUCCGAUUUCGCAGUGUUUGCCGCUCAUGGCGCUCCUCUCUUCCUCCUUUCUCCCAAACAUCUCCUCCUCUUCCUCUCCCAUUUCCUUCUCCAUACAUCUCUCCCACUCUCCCCCUCCAUGCCUUCCUCUCCCAAACCACCCUCUAUCGUCUCGGUCCUCUCAACCACCAACCAACCCCUAACCUUUCCUCUUCCUCUUCUCCUACUCCCCCCAACGGCCGUCUAGUGAAGGUCGAGAAAUCCGAACUAGGUAAGAUGCGCUUUCUUCAUCCUCUGUCCAAGAAAAUAAUCCCACGCAACUUGGAAGAUCCUUCCGAAGGACACAACGAAUUCAACUUACUACAUCUUCGAAUCCACGAAUUGGCCGUCUCUUAUUCGCUCAAGUACACCGAUACCACUUGUGUUCCUGGAAUCUCUAAGAUCGUUCUAUUCCCAAAUUCCUCUGGAUCAGACGUUAAAGAUUGUACCAUAAUCGCAGUGUUUGAGGGUGGGAAGUUAGGGUUUGCCAGAUCUGGCGAUGAGAAAUGGACUCUAAUCGAUGAACAAAAUUUCCACUACGACGAUGUAAUUGUCUACAAUCAACAGUACUACACAGUGGAUAGAUGGGGAACGGUUUUCUGGAUCGAUUUAUCAAUGCGAUUAGUACAAUUUUCUCCUCCUCUGAUCGGUCUCGGCCACCAGAAACACCUAGUGGAAUGCGGCGGCGAACUUCUCGUAAUCGAUCGGUUCCUCAACAAAGAGCGUCAUUUUCAACCCGUAAUCGCCGCCGUGGAGGACGCGGAAGUACAACAACAACAACAACCUUUCAUUAUUCCAGUUCGACAUACGCCAUACAAUUCAUUACCAAAAGCAGUUGAUUUCAAAGCUUAUAAGCUGGAUCAAGAGUGGGGGACAUGGGUGGAGCUGAAGAAUUUGAGAAAUCAAUCGAUUAUUCUGGGGAACGAUUGUUGCUUUUCAAUCGAAGCAUCGGAGUUUGAAGGAUGCAAAAAGAAUUGCGUUUAUUACACGGAUGUGAGAGAGGAUGAAUUUUGUAAAAGAAGUACGAGUCGUGUGUUUGAUGUUGAAGGAAAAAGGUUCGGAAACAUAUUGGGACAUCCUGGACGGAUGAUCGAGAUCUUCAAUUCGCCGCCGAUAUGGCUCUCGCAAUCGAUUCCUCCGUUGAAGGAUAUCUUGUUUAGUUCUCCACAUCGCCAUGAAAAUUAGGCACUAAGAAAUUGGGUAUUAUUUCUGAUGGUGAGUUCAUAAAAUUUGCUCGAUCUAUAUCUAACUGUGUUGUUAGCUUUGAAUUAUUAUUUUUUGUUUCAUAGAAUCUCAUUUGAUAAAAAUAUAAAAAGAUGGUAGCAUAUGUUGUAUAUAUUCAGUGUAUAUUAUGGAUGUAAAAGGGUUUAGGUUAUUUAACUUAGACUUACUUUUUAUGGAUUAACAACCCUAAUAAAAAAGUUGACGUGGAACAUAA